CGCGUCUCGUCCCGUUGCAUCUCACAGAACACUCUUUUUUCUGCGGUCAUCAACUCAUACAAUAACGUUCGCGCUACUGACGCAACUUACGCAACAUAACCUUCUCGGGCCAAUUAGUGUCCGCCGUAUUAGCCCACAGAAACGUGUAUUUCUGUCUACCGCAAAGUGCGUCUGUGCGUAAUUUAAUUAUAGGAAUAACGCGUAGCGUGCUAUAGAGAUUGUCCACAUCGGAGUUGGGCGCGUCGUCCCCAUCAAGUUUUUAGUAAUUAUUGCAAGGGUAUGAAGAACGAUCCAAACAGCAGCAGUUGUGUCGUGAGAUCACCAAGUGCCAGUUAACUCGAUAUUUCUCCACUAUGGAGAAUCAAGGCUUCCAUCAUCAGACUCUUUCGACUCAUCAGUCCUUCUGGAAGAAGAAUACACGAGCUGUGCCAGGAAGGCCAAGUCCAAAGCAAGAUAUUAGACAUGGCAAGUUUAAUACUAUGGCAAUUGGGUCUGGUAAUCUGACAGGUACUACUAAUAGUAGUGGCAAUACCGGUGGAAGCAGUGGCUCUACUUCCUUCCAAGACUUUCAAGAAAGUGUUGAUGAUGCUUGGGACUCGGGUGACGAUGAAUUUUGUACUGUCUCAGAUGUGAAGAUAUCAAAGAAGGUCAGUCACUCAGCAGCCCUCAGUGUCAUUAACAGCCACAGAUCGGGCAACGUGUGUGCAGAAAGACAAACAAAGACAGUUCAACGGGAAAUUAUUCCUGAAGAGAAGAAGGCAGAGGCUCUUCAACGACUGGCAGUGCAGCCAUUGCAUCUGCGCAAUGCGAAUUUGCUUGCUCACUCACAAGUGAUCAACAGUCAGCAUCUCACCAGCGAGGACAUGGAUUUGAAGUAUAGCGUAUCGCCUCAGCACAAACCAACACAGUUUCCUGGUAGACCACAACCAUUAAGGCAAACUAACGCACCUGCCAAGUUUUUUAUACCUUCUAAAGAACAAGAUGGCGAAAGUAAAGUGGAUAAAUUUCAAUUACUUCUGGAAGCGUCUGUGCUGAAUUUGGAAGAACUAAGGCAAUUGUCAUGGUCGGGUGUACCCGCCAAAUUGCGUUCAGUCACUUGGCGGUUGUUGUCUGAAUAUUUGCCGGCUAAUCUAGAGCGUAGGCAGCAUGUGCUGGAGCGCAAACGUUUGGACUACUGGAACCUGGUGAAGCAAUACUACGACGUUGAACGCGAUGAGGCCUUUCAAGACACGUAUCGACAGAUUCAUAUCGACAUACCGCGGAUGUCGCCGCUCAUAUCGCUAUUCCAGCAGACGACGGUGCAACUAAUAUUCGAGAGAAUACUAUAUAUCUGGGCAAUCAGGCAUCCUGCGUCCGGCUAUGUCCAGGGUAUGAAUGACUUGGUGACACCCUUCUUCUUAGUCUUCUUGCAAGAGGCCGUACCUGUGCAAGCUUGGCAAGAUCUAGAGAAUUACGACGUAGCGUCAUUGUCGAAGGAGCAGCGUGACAUCAUCGAGGCCGACAGCUUUUGGUGCCUGUCGAAAUUCCUAGAUGGUAUACAAGAUAAUUACAUAUUUGCUCAAUUGGGAAUUCAGCAUAAGGUGAAUCAAUUGAAGGAAUUGAUACAGAGGAUUGAUGCGCCGCUGCAUCAGCACUUACAUCAGCACGGGGUGGAUUAUCUACAGUUUUCGUUUCGGUGGAUGAAUAAUCUACUGACCAGGGAGAUCCCACUUCAUUGUACUAUUCGUUUAUGGGAUACCUAUCUAGCGGAAUCUGACAGAUUCGCUUCAUUUCAGCUCUACGUAUGCGCGGCCUUUCUUCAGCGUUGGAGGCAUCACUUACUUUUGCAACCUGAUUUUCAAGGGCUGAUGUUAAUGCUACAAAACCUGCCCACUCAGAAUUGGACGGAUUCGGAGAUUGGUAUGUUGGUUGCCGAGGCGUACAGGUUGAAGUUUACAUUCGCCGACGCGCCGAAUCAUUUGCAAGCUCACGAUACCAGGUGACCAUUUUUAGACGACUUGAGUUGAAGUUAUUAUCAUGAAUAAAAAUAGUGGCCAAACCAUCGAGGAGUUGACGAUACAAUGUUAUCGCUAGCCCUCCUCUUCCGUCUUACCGUCGCUAUAUAUGUUGCGACGUUCAGUUUAUCACGGCCAUAUUGUGAAAGUUUCUGGGACGCGUGGUGUUCUACGUUUUCUCCUACGUCGACUAUUAGGUUUUCUCAAUUUCUACGCGCGUCGUUGUAGAAUUUAUUCUUUUGUUAUACGAGGAGGAUUUCGUGGAGAUGUUUUAGGUAUACUCGCCAUAUUCCGCACCGGAAUAAAAUAUGUAAAUGCGAUUUGAAAACAGGCGCGAAGAAUGUAACGCGAAUCAAUUGCCAUUUCCCGGUUUGCAUUACAUUUUUAUAUAUAGUAAGUCUCAGACCUUAUAUAUACAGAUAAUAUAUAGACAGAAAAGUUUUAUAUA
Molecule: messenger RNA, 2442 nt
Organism: Odontomachus brunneus
Lineage: Eukaryota; Metazoa; Arthropoda; Insecta; Hymenoptera; Formicidae
Gene: Tbc1d22
Product: TBC1 domain family member 22B
Exons: 8
Coding region: 354-1982 (542 amino acids)
Biological process (GO): activation of GTPase activity
Molecular function (GO): GTPase activator activity
Source: RefSeq, a predicted model, not a curated record